Entamoeba invadens IP1 is the source of this 1869-nucleotide messenger RNA. RefSeq names its product glucosamine--fructose-6-phosphate aminotransferase, putative. The coding region runs from base 1 to 1869 and encodes 622 amino acids. The record is from RefSeq and is a predicted model, not a curated record. Gene Ontology annotation, molecular function: carbohydrate derivative binding; L-glutamine:D-fructose-6-phosphate transaminase (isomerizing) activity. Gene Ontology annotation, biological process: protein N-linked glycosylation; fructose 6-phosphate metabolic process; UDP-N-acetylglucosamine metabolic process. NCBI's taxonomy places the organism in Eukaryota, Evosea, Mastigamoebida, Endamoebidae. The transcript has a single exon.
AUGGAAGCCAUCCAAUACAACAUAAAGAAACGAACAUCACCAUCGAAGAAGUGUGGUAUAGUUGGGUACAUUGGACAAGACGCAUGUGCUCAUUAUUUAUAUGAAGGUUUGAUGAUUCUUCAAAACAGAGGAUAUGAUUCAGCAGGAAUUGCGUCAAUUGACAAAAUGAAGCACCUCACUGUCACAAAGUACGCGUCUGUCGGAAGCACCAGUGACUCCCUCAAGAUACUUGAAGGACACCUAGCGGAGCACGGUACUAACACAUGUGGUAUUGCACACACUCGUUGGGCAACACAUGGUGGUAAAACAGACACAAAUGCACACCCACAUGUCGAUCAAAAGAGGAGAAUUGCAUUAGUGCACAACGGUGUCAUUCAGAAUUACAGCGAAAUCAAAGCCGAGUUGAUAGCAAAGGGAAUUAAAUUUGUUUCUGAGACAGACACCGAGGUGAUAGUCCAACUCAUUGGAUCGUUUUUGGAUGAAGGAGAAACGGUCAUUGGAGCUAUGAAAAAAGCCGAACAAAAGAUGGUGGGUACUUGGGGAGUUGUAUUGAUAUCUGUCGACAAUCCGUCGUGUAUCUAUGCCAUGAAAAACGGUUCUCCGCUUCUCAUUGGUGUCGCAGAGAAAAGCCGUUUUGUCGCUUCUGAACCGGCGGCAUUUGCUCGGUACACUCGGGAAUUCAUUUCAAUGAAAGACAUGGAAAUCGCAGUGAUCGACGUUUCAAAGCCAAUCGAUUUGUCAAGAGUCGAAAUACAUCCAGAAGACAACAUCGCGCUUUCGCCAGCACCGUUCCCUCAUUGGUGCAUCAAAGAAAUAACUGAACAACCAAUUGCAGCUUCUGCGGCCAUGAAUUAUGGUGGGCGAUUUGUGAGUAUGAAAGAAGUGAAGUUGGGUGGGUUAGAGAGUAAGGUCGACGAGUUACUUCCAAUCAAGAAUUUGGUGAUUUCGGGAUGUGGUACGAGUUUGUAUGCGAGUAUGUUUGGUGCAGCUGUCAUGCGCAAGUUGCGCGCAUUCACCACAGUGCAAGUGAUCGAUAGUGCCGAGUUGACAAUUGACUGUUUGCCGGAUGAUGGGGGGUUGUUAGUUGUGAGUCAGUCUGGUGAGACAAAGGACGUACACAGAGCCGUCCAGUUGGCACAGUCUGUUGACAUCCCAACGUUCUCUGUUAUUAAUGCUGUUGGUUCGCUCAUUGCUCGAACGACGAUGUGUGGUGUCUAUGUGAACGCUGGUCGCGAAAACUCAGUAGCUUCAACAAAGUCGUUUUCAUCGCAAGUCAUUUGUUUGUGCCUAAUCGCUGUUUGGUUCUCACAACAUCGGAAGGCAUCCUCAGUAAGAGAAGCACUGAUUACAAGUCUCCAGAGGAUCCCAACGUGUAUGGGGAUGGCGCUUUCAACUCGCGCAAAGUUGCAGAAAAUUGCGAAAAGAAUGAUUCUUUCUGACGUGAAAUCGAUGUUCAUUUUGGGAAAAGGGUUAGCAGAAAGUGUCGCGAAGGAAGGUGCCUUGAAGAUUAAGGAGAUCAGCUACAUACACUCAGAGGGAUACUCUGGAGGAGCUUUGAAACAUGGGCCAUUUGCUUUGAUAGAAAAAGACCUUCCUGUGGUUUUAAUAAUUCUCGACGAUGAAAACGCGGGGUUGAUGAAAGUCGCCGCGGAAGAGAUCAAGGCAAGAGGUGCAUAUUUGGUUGUUAUAACCGAUCGAGAGGACUUGGGCAAAGUUGCUGAUGAAACCAUUGUCAUUUGUAAUGCUGGAAUACUUACUGCGCUUGUGGCUGUUGUGCCACUCCAGAUCCUUGCUUAUGAGCUUUCUGUGGCUAAAGGAAUUAACCCAGACAAGCCCAGAAACUUGGCUAAGGCUGUGACCGUGGAUUAA